GUGAGGCGUUCGGGAUAAGAUGAACAAGGAUCGAUUGGUCAGGCCUGGGUGAAGGGAAAUGGAAGUCUGCAGACGGGGAUAAGAGAUUGAAAUCCGAAUGUGGAACUUUGUGUUUGUCUGUGCGGAAAUACUUUAAGGGAAAUGUCUCUUCGGACCUUUUGUGUGUGUUACCUUUCAUGCGCAAACCAUUAAUGGGACAAAGGACUAGUAGAUUCCUCUCAGAUUUGAUUACUGAUUUGAUCAGAUGAGCAGCCUCAGUCAGUACAGUGAACAGACCGACAACAGCAACAGCCUCCAUUCCAGAGCUGCCUCUCCUCAGCCCAUGACUGCUGCACUACAGCAUGUAGACAGCAGUGCUUUCUCCUGGAGCUUUUGCAAAUGAAAAUGGAGGACGUGUCUCUGUCCAGUAUGGACAACAGUAAGAUGGAGGGCUUUGCUCAAGAGAUCCUGUCUGACCUGGUGGAGGAUGCCUGUUUGGGUCUUUGUUUUGAGGUUCACAGGGCUGUCAAACAGGGAUACUUUUUCCUGGAUGAUACUGACCAGGAGAGUAUGAAGGACUUUGAAAUAGUGGACCAGCCUGGUGUGGACAUUUUCGGUCAGGUGUACAACCAGUGGAAAAACAAAGAGUGCGUGUGUCCCAACUGCAGCCGAAGCAUUGCUGCCUCACGCUUUGCUCCUCACCUGGAGAAAUGCCUCGGCAUGGGCCGCAACAGCAGUCGCAUUGCCAACCGCAGAAUUGCGAGUGGCAACAACACGAACAAAUCAGAGAGCGAUCAAGAGGACAAUGAUGAUGUCAACGACAAUGACUGGUCUUAUGGGGCAGAAAAGAAAGCCAAGAAGAGAAAGUCAGAUAAGGUAUUUUUACAUUCUUUGAAACAACCUGUACACUUGAAUCCAAAUUCACCAAGAAGAUCCAAAUCCAUGAAACAUAAAAAUGGUAGACUGAACUGAAGAAACAUACCGGAGAAAAUUUCCACGUCAAAGAAGGCGGAGCCGCAGAGCACACCUACUCAUUAUGUAAUCGUCACGGACCAGUGGUAGUUCGAAGGCGUUUACCAGCUGGAGCAAACUUUUCCAGAAAGUUCACUUUGGAAAGCUGUUCCGAACACCCGAAGUGAACUCCGACUGAUUUUUGUUCGAAAUGACAUCACACCAGUUCAUUCUUCGAUUUCGCUUGAAGUAUAUGGGGCCUAUAGGGGCUGUUCACACAGAAUGUGUUUCUGGAUGCUUUUACUUUAAUGUUGAACUUCUUUAGCUCAAUUGUCAAACACAACUAUCUGGUGCAUGUUUACAAAGGAAAACAAUAGAAAGCUGUGCAACGAAAUACAAAAACACAUUGUGUGUGAACGGCCCCUUAAGUUGCUUUCAGCAAGUUCAAGGUCCAUUUUGAAAGCUUUACAUGCCAGUUAAAAAAUGUUGUAAGUGAUAACGUAUGCUAACAGUCAGCCGUCUUGGAGUCAUUGAAAGUUAUUGAUGAUAAUUUAAGACGUUUUAAUUAACUGUAUAGUGAAUGGUUUUCUUGAAGCUUUGCUGGGUCCUAAGCGACGUGUGGAGAACCAGGACAGUUUGUGCAUGUUGCUAAGAGACAAGACAUUCUCUCAGUAGCUGUGGGUAUCAGGAGUCACUAACUACUCACAGUGCCACACACAGUUCACUUUAUCACAGAAUUGUGUGAUCUGAAUUAUGCUGAUCAGUGGAGGAGACGUGGACUAAUUCUUCUGUCAUUCAGUUUACAUUGUUUCUUUUUCCAUUUUCGUCUUCAGAAAUUUUUUGCACAAUCUCUCAUAUCCUGCUCAUGCAGCUUUAAUGGCUGGUCUCUCAAAAAUGACACAUCUAGAAUAGAGGAGCUUGCACGAUUCUCUCAGGGAGGAAGUUAGAACUCAUCAUAUCGGCAGACAGACGCUGGGCCAGUUGAGCUCUCCCAUCACUAAGGUGCAGGAUUCUUUCUAAAUGAAACUGAAAUGAAAUUCUCAUUCUGGGAGGAUUUUGCAACAGUUAGUCAUGAAAUUAAAGAUUAAUAGCAAAAAAAUUAAGAUCAUAAAUCAGUGUCAACAGUUUCCCAUCAGGUAAUUACUACAGUUUUUUUUAUUGCAUUCUUUUGGAGAAUCAUGAUCCAGUAGAGUAUUUUUAUUUCUCUGUAGUUCAGUAGCCAAAGUGUGGUACAGUUGUACUAUAUUAUGUCACUAGUUCUAUAGCACAUUAUCAUACUACAUUUUUUUUUUCAAUAGUAAGUUAUUGGUUACAAAGAGCGCAAGGACAGUUUGACAUAGAUCUCCAAAAAGGAUUAAGGCUUGAGAAUAUCUUUAUCAUUGUAAUUUUUUUUUUCUUUUCUCAAUUUUUUUAUUUUUUUUUUUAUGUAUUAGAUGUUUACAGUGUAAGGUGUCCUGUGCGGUCUCACUUUGUUUGUGACUGUGUAUAUAUAUAUUUGACUAGGUGAAAGAUGCUGCUAUCCUGACCGUGAGCCAUACGCUUAUGGGCAUGUCAUCCAUGUAAUAAAGAUCAGAACUCUGAA
Molecule: messenger RNA, 2512 nt
Organism: Labeo rohita (rohu)
Lineage: Eukaryota; Metazoa; Chordata; Actinopteri; Cypriniformes; Cyprinidae
Gene: atxn7l3b
Product: ataxin 7 like 3b
Exons: 8
Coding region: 379-951 (190 amino acids)
Biological process (GO): positive regulation of DNA-templated transcription; regulation of transcription by RNA polymerase II
Cellular component (GO): SAGA complex; DUBm complex
Molecular function (GO): transcription coactivator activity
Source: RefSeq, a predicted model, not a curated record